Molecule: messenger RNA, 1518 nt
Organism: Harpegnathos saltator (Jerdon's jumping ant)
Lineage: Eukaryota; Metazoa; Arthropoda; Insecta; Hymenoptera; Formicidae
Product: cytochrome P450 4C1
Exons: 12
Coding region: 1-1356 (451 amino acids)
Molecular function (GO): iron ion binding; monooxygenase activity; oxidoreductase activity, acting on paired donors, with incorporation or reduction of molecular oxygen
Source: RefSeq, a predicted model, not a curated record
AUGCAUACUGCACCAAAUUUCUUGCAAUCUUUGUGUUUGCUUAUGGAUACUUAUCCUUCUCCAUUUCGAUUUUGGAUAGGCAAUAAGUUAUUUAUUGAUAUAUUUGAACCAGACCAGACAAAGACAAUCCUUCAGAACUCAUGUUGCUUAAACAAAAGCAUGAUCUAUGAUCAUAUCAAGCCGCUCCUGGGAACAGGAUUGAUUACAGCUCCUGCAUCCAUAUGGAUCAGACAUCGAAAAAUGUUAGGGGCAAGUUUCAAUACAAAUAUAUUACGAGUAUUCUGCGAUAUAUUUGUGAAACAAACUUCAAUAUUUAUGGAGAAAUUGGAACAUAUGACAAACGACGAAAUUGAUUUAAAUCACGAUUUAGCGACGUAUACAUUGGAUAUAGCUUACGACUCUUUGUUGGAUAUCAAAUUGGAAUCGCAAUUAAAUAAAAAUAAUCAGUAUGUCAAAGCGAUGUCAAGAUUGAAAGAUAUAGCUAUACGUAGAAUACAGAAUAUAUUUUUAUAUCCCGAUAUGAUAUUCAGACUCACAACUUUGAAUAGUGAGGUGCAGAAGCAUUUAAAUUUUAUAAAUUCUAUUGUGGAAGAAAUAAUACAACAAAAAGAACAUGUGAAAAAUAAUCUAGAUGCUGCUAAAACCAAAUAUGCAAAGCUUUCACGAAGAAUAUUUCUUGAUGUACUAAUGGAAGCAUUUGACAAAGGCAAGAAAUUCACUCACAAGGAAAUUCUCGAUGAAAUCAAUACGAUGAUGCUAGCGGCUUCCGAUACGACCACUGUCACAAUGUAUUUUACGAUAUUCAUGUUGGCAAAUUUCCCAGAAAUUCAAGAAAAGGUAUACGAGGAGUUGAUGGAAAUUUAUGGUACGCAAAAUCCGAAAACCGCCCCUGCUAAGUUCGAAGAUUUGCAGUAUAUGAAUUAUUUGGAAUGUGUUAUUAAGGAGACAUUGAGACUUUUUCCCGUAGUACCUAUCAUAGGACGACACCUUAAUGAGAAUUUACAAAUAGGAGGAUAUAUUUUGCCAGAAGGCGCUGAUGUUUUCAUAGGAAUAAUACAUAUGCAUCGAAAUGAAAAAUAUUGGCCAAAUGCGUUAACGUUUAAUCCAGAUAGAUUUCUUCCGGAGAAUAUAAAGAAUAUUCAUCCUUAUUGUUACAUACCUUUUAGUAACGGUCCACGGAACUGUAUAGGUUCAAAAUAUGGUAUGAUGUCUAUAAAAGUCCUCAUUUCAACUUUGUUGCGUACAUUCAUAUUAAAGGUGGACAGAAAGAUGGAAAUAAGUGAAAUAGAGUUGAAAAUAGAACUUUCGUUAACAUCCCGAAAGCCUUUAAAAUUGAGAAUUGAAAAGAGAGGUUGACGACGCAACAACACGAAAACAUGCAUGCAGGGAAACGAGGGACUAGAGGUUUUCUUAUUAAUAAAGUUAUGUAAUAAUAUGUUGUUUUUGUUUUCUUAACUCGGCUGAAAUGAAUGUGUAAUAUAAUAAAAUGAAUAUGAAAGCAAUCAAAUUAAAACAUGG